Messenger RNA from Symbiodinium natans, 1362 nucleotides. The record is from the annotation of a GenBank genome assembly. NCBI's taxonomy places the organism in Eukaryota, Dinophyceae, Suessiales, Symbiodiniaceae.
AUGUCGUGGAGCCGAUACCAUGAGUCAUCGUCCCAGUCCUGGCCUCCUUCGGCCAGCGAAGAUGGGGUGACGCCUUUCUCGCGCUAUCCUCUUCAAGAUGGCUUCUACAACACCCUGGCCUACACGCACGUCGUCAUUGGGUUCUCGUACGUUGCGCUGAUGCUGUGGCAGUUCCUAGCUACGAAAGGAACGCCCGGGCACGUGAAGCGCGGCGGGGUGCUCAAAUGGAUCGCCUUGUUGUGCAUUGGUGGAGGUUGGGCACUUCAGAUCCGUCACUCGUGGUUCAGCAACCCGACGGUCUUUGAGAAGCACCCGGCGUCUACGUACCCUUCCUUUCCCCCGCUGGGACCAUCUUCUGAUGUACGAUGCCCGGGUAGCUUACGGGGCACGGUGGAUCUGCUUCAAGCCCGUAGGCAGCCCCAGGUGCUUUUCAGCCUACCCUUUGCGCAGAACUUUGUCAGCGCCUUCGGCGCCUCCACAGUGGCCAGUGCUUUGAACUGCUACUUGGUUGGCGUGAAUGGGAAGUCCCGGGCCUCUGCCCAUGGUCCUGUGCACAUCCUCCUCCUCAUCGGCACCUCCGUGUCCCUGGCCGCCGACGUCAAUGCGUACGUGUACAUGUUCCGAGACCCUCCGGCACGAGAGAUGACCGUGACCACGCCGUGGAGCAGCUACCACUGGGAUAUGCUUGUGGAGAUGGUCGUGAUUGGCUCCGUGUUUCCCUUGUACGACGGCUCCCUGGACUACAAGGAGCAUCACGUUAUGAACGCGGUUUGGACCAUGAGCAAGACUGCAGCUGCGGUGCUGCUGUUUUCUGCUCACGACGCACAUUACUUCUGGACCCACCCGGGCCUCACCCUUCCCUACCGUCUGGCCGUGCAGCUGGUGCCGCAGCUGAUCAUCCUGGUUCCCUACUCACUCCGCAUCUUCCGCUACCUCCAGGCAAGCCGCCUCCCACACUCCCGCCGGAUCCUGUUGGCCAUGCUGGCCGUUGACAUGGGUGGACGCGCCGCUGAGGAGUUGCUGCUGGGCAAGGGGCAGGCCACCAUGGGUGCGCAGGCGGACAUCGAUGAUGCCACGCGCCUGGCCAUGGAGAUGGUGGCCUCCGGGGGCCUAUCGAAGGCCGUUGGGCCAAGAGCACUUCAGACAGGGGGGAUCCAGCCUUCGCAGGCCCUCCUUUCCGAAGUGGAUGCAGAGGUCAAGGAGCUCCUUGACAAGGCCCUCCUCCUUGCCGCCACCGCCAUUGCAAAGAAUCGCGAGCUUCACUCAGCAGUCGCCGAGGUGCUCAUCCAGCAUGAGACGCUGGAUGGAGAGGAGUUCCAGCGAGUGGUGCGUGAGCACCCGCCCAAGCCGAUCAAGCUGUGA